AUGCCUGAGAAAUCAGUCAAGAAGAGGAUUCAGCCCAGUGAUAUCCCACCAUUAGCCAAUGCAUUUUCUGGAGCGGUAGGUGGUGCGGUUGCCAACUUGGCUGUAUUCCCAUUGGAUCUUGUAACUACGCGAUUCCAGGUGCAAACAAAGCUAGACACUGCUGAAAAGUACGAUGGACUUGUUGAUGCAUUUAUAAAGAUUUAUAAAGCUGAUGGUAUCGCAGGAUUUUACGAUGGAGCUGUAAGUGAUACAGUAGCAACUACGGCUCAGGCGUUCUUCUAUUUCUUUGCGUAUGAUGCGCUCAGAUCAAAGAGGCUCUCUCAACAUGCCAGAAAACUGGGAGGUGUUGCUCCAUCGACUCUUGGUGUUGGUGAAGAGCUAGCUAUUGGAUCCCUGGCAGGAAUUUUUGCAAAGUUUUUUAUAUCGCCUUUGAAUAAUAUAGUGGCAAGACAACAGACAUCUGCAUUGGUUAAGAAAGAACUAGAUGAAUCAAAUGCAUCUGAGAAGCCUUCCAACGCUAUUAAGCAAAGUCACCAUGAUUCUGCUAUUGAAAUUGUCAAGGCGAUUUACAAGGAGCGUGGCUUUCUCGGAUUCUGGUCUGGAUACAAGGCUACGGUUUUGCUGUCUAUCAAUCCAUCGUUGACCUACUACUUUUUCCAACUAUUCACUGCCGUUCUUAUUCCCAAACGUCGUCGUAAGAACCCUACAAGUGUAGAAAUCUUCUUCCUUGCUGCAUGGGCCAAGACCAUUGCCACCUUAAUCACCUAUCCGAUUAUUCUUGCCAAAACUCGAAUCCAGAUCGUUCGAGCUACUAAGUCCGCCGGUUCUCUUUUCUCUCAAAUUCUGAAAACGCUCGACUCCGAAGGUAUUCAAGGACUCUACAUGGGAGCCCGAUCCCAGAUUCUCAAAGGUUUCUUUAGCCAGGGAAUCACCAUGAUGACCAAAGAUCAAAUUGCCCGUUUAAUAAUUUACGUCUACUUUGUGGGCAAGAAAUAUAUCGUCUAG
This is a messenger RNA of Sugiyamaella lignohabitans, 1005 nucleotides long. It is a transcript of the gene ANT1, whose product is annotated as Ant1p. The record is from RefSeq and is a predicted model, not a curated record. NCBI's taxonomy places the organism in Eukaryota, Fungi, Ascomycota, Dipodascomycetes, Dipodascales, Trichomonascaceae. The coding region runs from base 1 to 1005 and encodes 334 amino acids. The transcript has a single exon.